CACCUCUCCGAUCAAGUUCAACGAGUUUUCUUACUGGCUUCACAGUUUCCAGGCUACUAAUGAAAUGAUUGGAUGAUUGAAAGAAAGCCCCAUAUCAACCUCUCGCUUUGCCUUGUUGCCUGAUGGCGAACGCCGCAAGGCUGCCUACAUGCAUACAGAUAUAAGCUGCCCAGAGAGUGUAAGUAACAUGAGACAUCUCACGAGACUCGGAUAUAUCACCUCGACUCUCAUGAGACCUUCUAUUUCUUCAUUCUUAGAAUCAACUAGUUCGUGUCAUCCACCCAAACAUUCAAACACCAUCCACCACUGACAUACCCCAACCAAAGUCCCUCAACGCCCAAUCUCCUUCAGGGCCAUGGCCCCCCACAACGACGUCGCCGCAUUUCACGAGGCUCUGGCCUCAAGCAAGCGCAUCCUCGCCCUCUGCGGCGCCGGCCUCUCCGCCUCCUCCGGCCUGCCCACCUUCCGCGGCGCCGGCGGUCUCUGGCGGAACCACGACGCCACGGCCCUGGCGACCAUGAAGGCCUUCCGCCGGGACCCGGGGCUCGUGUGGCUCUUCUACGCGUACCGCAGACACAUGGCUCUGUCUGCGAAGCCAAACAAGGCACAUUAUGCCCUCGCCGCACUGGCGGAUAAGAACCCGGAUUUCUUGUGCCUGACGCAAAAUGUCGAUGGUCUCUCGCCAAGGGCGGGGCACAAGGAAGAACAACUCCGCCUCCUCCACGGAAGCCUUUUUGACAUCAAAUGCGCCAACCCAAAAUGCAGCUACAUCGACCACAACAACACCCAAGACCCCCUCUGCCCAGCCCUCGCACCCGCCUCAGAAGACCUCACAGACCCAACCCAAACCCUCCCGCUCCUCGACCCUACCAAGAAGCUCCCCGCCAUCGACGAAGCAGACCUGCCCCACUGCCCAUCCUGCAAGACGGGCCUGCUCCGGCCAGGCGUCGUCUGGUUCGGCGAGGCGCUCGACGAGGCCAUGCUCGACGGCGUCGACGCCUGGAUCGAGCGGGGCAAAGUCGACAUGAUGAUCGUCGUCGGCACGUCGGCGCAGGUGUGGCCGGCCGCGGGGUAUAUCCUCAAGGCGCACGCGGCCGGGGCGCGGGUGUGUACCGUCAACCCCGAGGCCGAGGACGAGGACCAGAUGGGCAAGGUGAAGAAGGGGGACUUUGCGUUUGGGAGGGACGCGGCGGAGGUGUUGCCGUUGUUGUUGGAGCCUGUUAUUGGGAAGUUGAGGGCGGAUGGGCGGACGUAUACGGAGGAUUGGAAGGCUGAGUAGCAGAUGUGAAUGCGGAGUUUAGAUUCUGUUGUACUAGUAGCAGAGGAUGGAUUUUAAGGGCGAAAAGUUGUCGUGGGCAGUAGAUGGAUUGAGCGUUCCUUGGUCUUAUGGCGGCAUCUUGUCAAAUCUUUGUGUCAUUUGACUACGUCGCAAUACACUUCAGUCAACCUCUACCUUUAAAGGCUCAUGAGAGAGCUUCAUCGUCCUGAAUUUAGUAAAACCAAGGCCAUGGGGGAACUCUCCCAUCCAAGACAGGAGUCUCGGAAGUUAUUGAGGAGGCCUCUCUGCUGAAGGUGAGUUAUCAAGGUCGACGGGAUGGCGUUCUCAUCCAUUUCGUCAAACUGAUGGCAGUACUGAGAACCAUUCUGAGCGCCGGAUGGAAUGUAUGAUGUUCUUGAUCCGAUCGCUGAUCAAUGUAGAAUAUUAG
Colletotrichum phormii is the source of this 1706-nucleotide messenger RNA. RefSeq names its product Sir2 family protein. Gene Ontology annotation, cellular component: nucleus. The transcript is spliced from 2 exons. Bases 356 to 1279 code for a protein of 307 amino acids. The record is from RefSeq and is a predicted model, not a curated record. Lineage: Eukaryota; Fungi; Ascomycota; Sordariomycetes; Glomerellales; Glomerellaceae. Gene Ontology annotation, molecular function: histone deacetylase activity, NAD-dependent; protein-succinyllysine desuccinylase activity; protein-malonyllysine demalonylase activity.